GCGCGGCCCCCGGGAUGCGGACGCCGGCGGUGAUGACGCUGGGCAUGGUGCUGGCGCCCUGCGGGCUGCUGCUCAACCUGACGGCCACGCUGGCGCCCGGCUGGCGGCUGGUGAAGGGCUUCCUCAACCAGCCUGUGGACGUGCAGCUGUACCAGGGCCUGUGGGACAUGUGCCGCGAGCAGAGCAGCCACGAGCGCCAGUGCAACCAGCCGGACCCGUGGGGCUACUUCGACACCCAGCUGGUGCGCGUGGCGCGGGCCCUCAUGGUCACGUCGCUGGCCACCACGGCCCUGGGGCUGCUGCUGGCGUCGCUGGGCGUGCGCUGCUGGCAGGAGGAGCCGCGCUUCGCGCUGGCCGGCCUCUCGGGCGCGGUGCUCUCCGCCGCCGGCCUGCUCAGCCUCAUCCCGGUCUCCUGGUACAACCACUUCUUGGCGGACCGCAGCGUCCUGCCCGCCGACGCCAGCCCGGUCACGCUGCACGUCAGCUACAGCCUGGUGCUGGGCUACCUGGGCAGCUGCCUGCUGCUGCUGGGCGGCUUCUCGCUGGCGCUCAGCUUCGCGCCCUGGUGUGAGGAGCGCUGCCGCCGCCGCCGCAAGGAGCCCGCGGGCGGCCCGCGCCGGCCCAGCGUCAGCACGGUGCACGUCGGCUGGCCCAAGCCCGCGCUGCCGCCCGCCAUCAAGUACUACAGCGACGGCCAGCACCUGCCGUGGCCGGCCAACCCCGGCGCCGCCCGCCGGCCCAAGGCCGGCUUCCCCAUGCCGCGGCCGCAGCCCGGCGCCUACACCAACCAGAUAGACGUGCUCCGCGGGGAGGACGCCCGCUCCUCCCGCGACUCCUUGGGCAGCACCUGGUCCUGCCACGCCUCGCUGCCCUGCGACUCCGACCUGUAGACGGCGCACCCCUCCUCUCCCAGGCCUGCUCUGGGCCGGUGCUGCGGGGACGAAGGACUCGCCCCCACCACGUCCAGCCCUGAACUU
Messenger RNA from Enhydra lutris kenyoni (northern sea otter), 977 nucleotides. RefSeq names its product claudin 23. Bases 15 to 890 code for a protein of 291 amino acids. The transcript has a single exon. The record is from RefSeq and is a predicted model, not a curated record. Gene Ontology annotation, molecular function: structural molecule activity. Gene Ontology annotation, cellular component: bicellular tight junction; plasma membrane. Gene Ontology annotation, biological process: bicellular tight junction assembly; cell adhesion. Lineage: Eukaryota; Metazoa; Chordata; Mammalia; Carnivora; Mustelidae.